CUGCCGCCCGGCAAGAUGUGCCCCGGAAACUGGCUUUGGGCCUCCAUGACUUUCAUGGCCCGCUUCUCCCGGAGUGGCUCCCGGUCUCCAGCCCGCGCACGGGGAGCCCUGGAGGACCUGCCGGCCAUGCAGCACCCCUUCCUCAGUGUCUUUGAGCUGGAGAGGCUGCUCUACACAGGCAAGACGGCCUGCAACCACGCCGAUGAGGUCUGGCCCGGCCUCUACCUCGGGGACCAGGACAUAGCGAACAACCGGCGGGAGCUCCGGCGCCUGGGCAUCACUCACGUCCUUAAUGCAUCACACAGCCGGUGGCGAGGCACACCUGAGGCCUACGAGGCCCUGGGCAUCCGCUACCUGGGCGUUGAGGCCCACGACUCACCAGCCUUCGACAUGAGCAUCCACUUCCAGACAGCAGCCGACUUCAUCCACAGGGCACUGGGCCAGCCGGGAGGGAAGAUCCUGGUGCACUGUGCUGUGGGCGUGAGCCGCUCCGCCACCCUGGUGCUGGCCUACCUCAUGCUGUACCACCAGUUCACUCUGGUGCAGGCCAUCAAGAAGGUCAAGGACCACCGAGGCAUCAUCCCCAACCGUGGCUUCCUGAGGCAGCUUCUAGCCCUGGACCGCAGGCUGCGGCAGGGAUUAGAAGCCUGAGGGGAGGAGAGCAGUCAGGCUGGGUGUGAGGGGCCCCG
Messenger RNA from Sorex fumeus (smoky shrew), 689 nucleotides. It is a transcript of the gene DUSP26, whose product is annotated as dual specificity phosphatase 26. Gene Ontology annotation, cellular component: cytoplasm. Gene Ontology annotation, molecular function: MAP kinase phosphatase activity; protein tyrosine/serine/threonine phosphatase activity. The record is from RefSeq and is a predicted model, not a curated record. The transcript has 3 exons. NCBI's taxonomy places the organism in Eukaryota, Metazoa, Chordata, Mammalia, Eulipotyphla, Soricidae. Bases 16 to 651 code for a protein of 211 amino acids. Gene Ontology annotation, biological process: negative regulation of MAPK cascade; protein dephosphorylation.